AUGCCAGAGGAAAUCCGUACCUACUUUCAAGGUCGUGGGAAGCUGAUCAGCUUCUUGCGACGUCACCCUUUUUUAUUCGACAUCCGAAAUCUAGAAUGUGUCUCGCGCCUUGAUGUGCGGUUGCAAAAAGAAGUCAACCACCCACGAUGCGGUGCCGCAGAUCAUAAGUUUAUGAUGACGGAUAUCGGUGUCGUCGAAAGUUAUGUUGCCAAGCCGGAGUUCAUUCUGAGCAUGGAUUCUAUUGAGAGCACCAAUAAGGGUGUUUUCUUGCAUCCACAGUCCGCGCCGCCUGCCAUUCGGGUGAAGCUGGAAGAGCGCAUGCCGGUCCUAGACCGGCUGGUGGCCCUCAUUCCGGUUGAUUUCGAGCUUGUGAAAAAGGUUGAGGAAAAUAUUCCAGAUGAUAUUAUUUUUCAUCCAUACUUCGACUGUCAAGGUGGGCUCGCCUCGAUCGCCAGUAAGUUCCCUGAUGACUUCCAGGUUGUGGACGGUAAAAUCCGAAGACGUCCUCCGCACUUGGCUCCCCUAUCUCUCAAUGACUUCACACUCAAGCAGUCACCUAUCCCAGAGAUCGCGUCGCUUGUGGAACGCGAAGUGUGUGAUACAAAUAUUCCGCGCUGGGUGAACAUCACCUCGCUCUACGAGCAGCUAACACCGCAACAGAAACGGGAAGUAAAGCAGGUCUUUAAAAGUUUUGCAAGAUUUCUACGUGCACAUGGCAAGUCUGUCUCUGUAUCGCAAGAUAUGCUGUGUGUUUCAAUGUGGAUCCCACCGAUGUCUUCCUCCAUAGAUACGGCAAGUGAUCAACACUCCUCUUCCACAAACAGCGCCAAUGCAACUGCGCUGGGCGGUAACGAGCCUUGUAUAAGUAAGGCAAAGCCCCCUUGUAUCACAACUAACGAAUCGGAUCCUGUGGACGUGAACACUUUAGAACACCAGAAGCCUUUACGCCACGAUGGCAUUCCACCACACAUACAUGCGCCGCACCUUCAGUUGAUACAAACAACAUCGAAACGCACUUUUCAGCUUCAAGUCAUCAAUGAGCUCUUUGAUCGCUUUCCAGCGCAUCAAACGUUGAAUCUUGUGGAAGCCUUGCAGCUACUACCCGAUUCGCUACAACAAGGCUUACCCAAAGGCAUCCUCAAUUGGAUUAGUUGUCAUCACGACUACUUCGUGGUUGAUAAUCCCGAUGAGAAGGAUCCGUUGGCGGUUCGCAUCCAGCGUGUGUCGGAUCGCCAGCCUCUAGACAUCGUCCGCAUCCUUUACCAAGCCAUGCAACGACUUCAACAACAUGAAAGGAAAGAGUGCACGGUGUCAGUUGAGGACCUUAUCAAGACCUUAAACCCGACAGAUCAGCACAUUGUUACACAAAUGGGGAUUGGGAAGGUUGUCAAUCUAUUACCCGAGUGGUUAAAACUUGAGCCCGCCCCACACGUACUUUUCAAGUCAAGUCACAUCCCAACGGAGGAGGCUAUCGCGCGCGGCGAUUACUGCCUGCGGCAACUGCGCUCCUUGGUGGAGUUGGAGGAAUCGACUGCAAUUGAACGAGAAGAGCGCAUAGGGCUAUGGAAUGACUCGAAAAAGAACAACGAGGGAAAUAGGUAG
Messenger RNA from Phytomonas sp. Hart1, 1602 nucleotides. The record is from the annotation of a GenBank genome assembly. NCBI's taxonomy places the organism in Eukaryota, Euglenozoa, Kinetoplastea, Trypanosomatida, Trypanosomatidae.